Fusarium oxysporum Fo47 is the source of this 615-nucleotide messenger RNA. RefSeq lists its product as uncharacterized. The record is from RefSeq and is a predicted model, not a curated record. Lineage: Eukaryota; Fungi; Ascomycota; Sordariomycetes; Hypocreales; Nectriaceae. The coding region runs from base 1 to 615 and encodes 204 amino acids. The transcript has 4 exons.
AUGGAAAAGAUAAUAACUAGUUCAGAUCCGGGAAGGAACUCUUGCAGAAGCUUAUACCAUCAGAGCAAGCUCAUCGAUCCUUCAGAUAACCAGCCUGGCCUAUCGAUCAAACUAGACCAAGUCAGUCUCCACAAUACUCAGCGAUAUGGUUACUUCUGGGUCUUUCAGAACCAGUUCAUUGCAAGACUUCUCUCAAAAAGGCUUAGCAGUCUCAGUAUGGCCGCUUGUAGGCAGCUGAGCCAAGAUAUUGGCCAUACUUUCAAAGCCAUCCCAGCAUCAAAGGCUGUCCAAGAUCCAAACUAUGACGAUGAACCUCUCAGUCGGUCGCCAUGGCCCCUAUGGCGCCUUAUUUUGAUUGUGGUUAUUCAUCAUCUCUGUGCUCCAAAACUAAAUACCCAACACGGAUGCGCCAUUAAGGAGCUACAGGAUUGCAGGAUCCAGUUGCAAGCGGCGGUUGAACAGAACGAAAGAUACGAAUCAUUCAUCGUGACUGCUUUCUUGAAGAUGGAUGACAUGGAGAGAAUGGUCGAAAGUCUGCGAGACGGCUGGUUCAAAGCUUCACAAUGGUGUAUAGAAGGAUACAACAUUGAGGAAUCUCAAAACCAGAUCGGUUAG